This is a messenger RNA of Xyrauchen texanus (razorback sucker), 2160 nucleotides long. Its product is annotated as periphilin-1-like. Gene Ontology annotation, cellular component: nucleoplasm. Gene Ontology annotation, biological process: negative regulation of gene expression, epigenetic; protein localization to heterochromatin; negative regulation of DNA-templated transcription. The coding region runs from base 365 to 1429 and encodes 354 amino acids. The record is from RefSeq and is a predicted model, not a curated record. The transcript has 12 exons. NCBI's taxonomy places the organism in Eukaryota, Metazoa, Chordata, Actinopteri, Cypriniformes, Catostomidae.
UAAUUCAAGUGGCCCAUCUCUGCUAAACGACCUCUGGUUUUGUUUGGAAAACAGAAAGAGCGUGAAACCGCGUUUCUGUUUAAAUUUCAUGUUUUAUAUCAAGUAAUUGACUACGAAAUAUAUGUCUAUGUUGUUUUGACAGCAUAUAUGUCAAGCACAGGAUGUGAACGGAGAAUGUUUUCGUUGGAUACAUACACAUAUGGGCAAAGACAUUAACCUGUGAUCCAUGGAGCUGAUUCCUCGUUCAUUGUGAGUUUCAAGACAACAACAAACCUUGGCAAGCUCGAACUGCUCAAAUACAAAGGUUAUUAGGUUACCAGCAUCAUACAGUUGAAGACAUUCCUUUUGAAUUCAGGAAUUAAAAAUGGCUUUUAGGAGAGAUCGGAACAACAUCAGAGACAUUUAUGAGGAACGGUUUCAUUCAGAGAGAGGGGGUCCAUAUCCAAGAGGGGGUCAAGGAGAAAGGAGACCUCCCUUUGGGCGGCCGGACGAGGAAUUUGGCCGAGGUUUUGAAUUUGACGGCCCUCGGUUUUACCCGAACGGUGCCCCUCGUAACUUCCAUGGAGACGAUCAAAGGCAUCACUCAUUUCCAAACGAUCGCAGGGGUGGGCCACCUGCUCGAAGGGAAGACUUCCCAUACUACAGAGGGCCCAGAGAGGAACCCAAUCCUGGCCGCCAAAUGGACUUUAGACAGGGCAAUCGAGGAGGUCCUCCCACAAGUGCUCGAGCCCAGGGUUCAUACCCAGCACCUAGGUCUCUGUCUACAUUGGGCCCUGAGGCUGGAGAUGACACCCUAAUGCAAGCCAUAAUGAACAUGGACCGGGGGGAGGAGCGAGACAGCUUGAGACGAAAGGCUCCUUUCCCUCCAGUGCGUGAGCGUUCUCCAGUGCGGCGUGACGUCCCUCCUUCUCCACACAGUCGGUCGGGGUCCAGCAUCAGCAGCCGUAGCUACUCGCCAGAACGGGGCAAAAAAACCCAGCAGGCGAAAAGGCUUGAGGAGCCGUUUGGGCCAGGCAGAGUAUCAGACAGGGAAAGGCCCCCCGGUCCUUCCAUAAGUGCAUCACAGGACGGAUCGCCUCAUAGCUCCGUAUCAGCCUCUAAGGAGGACAUGACAACAGUGGAAGGGCCCACAGAGGAAGCUGUGCCCGCUGCAGAUGUAGCCACCUCUGUCAUGGACGACUUUCAGGAGCGUCGAGCUCAAGCUAUUUCUGCCAAGGCUCGAGAAAUUGAGAAGGUGUACCGUCAGGACUGCGAGACGUUCGGCAUGGUGGUGAAGAUGCUGGUGGCCAAAGAACCCAGCCUAGAGAAGCACCUGCAGAACCCACUAAAAGAGAACCUCACCGAGAUCCGUGAGCGAUGCCUCGAGGACUUGCAACACUUCAUUGCUGAACUCGAUGAGGUCGCACGACAGCCUGAACCUGCUGUCUAAGGUGAUCCAAUUUCACUCCACCAGCAGUUUUGGUUUUUGAAAGCUCUGAACCUACACAAGAGCUCCUCAUUGUUGCUGAUGUCUUGCAUGAAGACCCCGGGGACUUUGUACGUUGUGUACUCUGUGUCUACCUAAAAUAAAUCAUCCUUGUCUGAAAGGAUGUGGGACAUGGAAGAUUUCUGUGUUUUGUAUAUUCUCUAUUUUUUGUUUAUGCAGUCCCAUUAACCAUUAAUACUAGUUGAUGAAGCUGGAUUUACUUUAAGAUCCCUUUGUAUCCAUUUAAAAUUAUGAUUAAUAAAGAAAUUAAAUAACGAAGACAAGGAAAGCAAUCCUAGAAUAGAGGGUUUGCUCUGUUUCUUAUUUACUGCAAAGGCUUAUGUGAUUUAUUAACCCCCUGAGGACUUGCAUGUACUAGAUUUUGGUUGUCCUGAUCAGGUCUGUAUAAACUGAAAGGGUUCUUUAUUGUUGCCAGUGAAGUCACUUACAUUCACAUUCAUACAUUCAGACCAAUGACAAAUGUUUUACAAAUUAUGGUAAUAUUUAUGAUUCAGCUAAUUGCUACUAUCUGUAAUACUUUAAAGCUGUGCAUCUGACAAUAAUAGAUUUGUCUUUUUUUUUUUUUUUAUGAACUUUUCCAGUAAUGAAAUUAUAUAAAAAAAAAAAAAAGUAUUUGUGUAGAUUUUCCUUUAUGGUAUUAUAAAGAGUCUUGAACCAGCCGUAUAAACACAUGU